GGGAAGGACGUGCAAAAGAUGACCACUCCUCAGCAACAGAGAGAAAUUUUUUUAAGAAUUUUACAAGAACCGGAGAAAGAAAGGCACUUCAUGUUCAUUGGGAUAAGGCUCGCCGAUAACUACACCUUCGAGACGACCGCGACAGGUUGUAUCCCAAGGAAAUGUAGUAAGUAAGCGUGGCGAAGCCAGUUAUGGGUUGCGCGAAUCGAAAGGCCGAGAAGCACUACGCUUAUGAUGGGGUCCACCCCCCGGGCGUGGGUAGGAGCAAAGCCGAUGCGAGGAAGGAUGAUCCGGCCGACCAAAAAACUCAGUGGGCUCGCAUUAGGGAAAGGGCGGCGGCCCGGACGAACUUGGAGGAAACGCAUAAGAAUGAAACACCGGGCGGCUCUGGAAGCGCCACAAAGGGAGCACGCGCUGCGGCAGCAGCCAGCCGUGAAACUCUCUACAGACUCCCGAGCUGUCCGCGUGCAGAGGACAUUUUGACUCACGUGUGUUGGGUGGAUGGCGAUUCGUUCGUAACCGCCGGCAUCAACGGGGGCUGCUACCUGUACAACUUGGAGACCAGAAAGGAACGGAAUUUCCAGGCUGCUAUAAACAGAGCCUGCACAAAAGUGUACCCCUUAUCAUGUCCCGACGCGGGAGGGGCGAGAACCGUCGGCCCGGACUCGUCGGGCAGCGACGUGGACCGGCUUCUAACAUGUGGCGCAGACGGAUGUGUGAAGCUCUGGGAUUUAGGAAAGCUUCGGCCCACCACAUUGACACAGCACCGGAUGACAGUCAAUGAUGCUGCCGUAAGAGGCCGCGGCGGGGGGCAGAAUUGGAAGGUGCUCUCGGGAAGCCGCGAUGCUGUUCUGAAUCUGUCGGACGUUGCGACGCAACAGGUGCUCCACACCAAAAAGGUCCUACGCAACGUCAUCACGCGGGUGCUGUACGUGCCGGAGCAGGAUGUGUUCGUGCAGCUCUCCGAAGAUCUUCAGCUUCGCGUUUGGAGUCCUGCGCUAGAGCUGUUGCACAGUGUGCACGCGGGACCCAACCAGUUUGUGUCUGGCGCGGCCGUUGGCGCGGAAGUAGUCUGCGGAUCAAAGGGCUUUUCGUCAGAGACCGUCGAGCUCCUAGUUUUUGAUCUGCGAACCAUGAGCAUCAGGAAGCGAGUUGCGGGCGUCGCGACGCAGAAUGUGGAUUGCGUAGACGUGGUGAGAGGUGGUUCAACAGCGGAGGAUGUGGGAGCCGCUCCGGCCUACCAAAUUGUAGCAGGAUCCAAAGAUGGUACGGUACUAUUAAUUAGGCACGGACCGUAAUACACCGAAUGAUUUAGAUGAAAAAUAAAAUUGUGACGAAUCAUGUUGCUCAUUACUGUGGCUUUUCCCCCACUUUGCUAUUGCUCUAGUUCAUUUAGAGGCACUCGGUCUCCAUAGACGGCGUCUGCCGGAAUAAAGCAAUGCCAGAAUAUGAAAAAACAAAAAAACAGGUACUCUAAAGGUGUUUGACGAUAAUCUGAAGUGCGUCAGCACCCUGCGAAUAGACCAACCUUCGCCGAUAACGUCGUGCUCCGUACGUGGAGGGCUUUGUUUGGCAACGAGCUUCGGCCCCAGAAUAUCUUGCUACGAUUUAAAAAACAGUGUCGCAGUCGCCGAAUCUCCGAUUUUGGCAUGAACCGGAAAGGAAUGCAAUCUCUGGGCGCAGAUAAGACAACUUUAAAGCGCAAUUGGUGAGGCGCGCUUUGGCGUGCGCGGAGCCGCAACACGCAAAUGCUGCCUGCCUUUCGGUUGAGAAAAUAAAGAGGACUAGAAUGCUGAAUCAAUGAUCACAUCGUGCGUUAGAAAGCUCUAUUUUCUUGGUACUUCAACCUCAGAGGAUCUAUUUAAAUUUCGAUGUCUAGUAAAUGUUGACUCAGAUCGGUACAGAUGCCAAAUGAACACAGUGCUAAAGUAGCAGAUCUGAGAAAAC
Molecule: messenger RNA, 1947 nt
Organism: Amoebophrya sp. A120
Lineage: Eukaryota; Dinophyceae; Syndiniales; Amoebophryaceae
Source: the annotation of a GenBank genome assembly